AUGACGGAUGGAGAAUUAAAAGUACUGCCAGGCGGGCAAGAGAGGCAGGGGAUAGACCUGCAGGAUUACACAAACCUGACUCGCCUGUAUUGCGGACAUCAUCUUCAAAUUCUUCCCGAUGGGACAGUACAGAGAGACAAUGGUGACAUCCACACCCUAACUGUGACAGAGGACUGUUACUUCCUGGAGAACCUGGAGGAGAACCAUCAAAACACCUACCGAUCCCUGACCAACCAGGACAAGGGAUGGUACGUCGGUCUGAAGAAGAACGGCAAACCCAAACUGGGUCACAGAACCCACGUUGGACAGAAAGCCACCUACUUCCUGCCGAGGAGGCUGGAGAACACAGGCGAGUGA
Messenger RNA from Hypomesus transpacificus, 357 nucleotides. Its product is annotated as putative fibroblast growth factor 1. Gene Ontology annotation, biological process: positive regulation of cell population proliferation; regulation of cell migration; positive regulation of gene expression. Gene Ontology annotation, cellular component: cytoplasm. Gene Ontology annotation, molecular function: growth factor activity; fibroblast growth factor receptor binding. The record is from RefSeq and is a predicted model, not a curated record. Lineage: Eukaryota; Metazoa; Chordata; Actinopteri; Osmeriformes; Osmeridae.